GCUCGCCAAGAUAAUCUGCUAGCUUGUCACGGCGUCACACAUGUGACCGCGACCGGUUCGCUUCAAGCUCUGCAUUCUGAGCCUGCACCAAAUCUAUUGUAAUUCUUCAGUUAUGUCUCUUUCUCUCAAGAUCGAAUUCGGCGGAGGCCUGGAGCUUCUGUUCUCAAAUCAACGGUCGCACAAAGUCACUAUUCCAUCUCGGAUGCCUUCAGGACAAGGAUCGGAGAAUGAACGACCCGUCGAUCUCAAGUACUUGAUCUUUUGGUUGAAGGACAACUUGUUGAAAGAGAGAGUAGAGUUGUUUAUUGAGAAUGAGACAGUCCGACCAGGAAUCCUUGUCCUAGUAAAUGAUACCGACUGGGAACUCGAAGGCGAAGGCGAAUACCAGCUGCAGGACGGGGAUGAGAUCGUCUUUAUAUCUACUCUGCAUGGUGGUUGACUUCGGCCAUAACUAUGCCUGCAAUUUUUUAUUGGUCGAUGUCAUUACACGAGACUGCUGCUCCGAGGAGAGCUCGCGGAGACAUGCCGAGAGCGCACUCCAUUCAGACCUCAUUAAAAAUGUUCACGAAAC
Somion occarium is the source of this 571-nucleotide messenger RNA. Lineage: Eukaryota; Fungi; Basidiomycota; Agaricomycetes; Polyporales; Cerrenaceae. The record is from the annotation of a GenBank genome assembly.